UUCCUUCCCAUUGGUUCAUGAAAGUGCGUUUGGAGUAGACUCUGAACCUUGCAAUCGAGGACCAAACUUUUGACAAGAGGCGCAGAUUUGGAAAUCUGGUCAAAUGCACUGGCUCACUCACGGGAAUUAUGAAAAGUUUAAAACAGCGACUUAAGAAAAACGAGAGUACUGAAUGGGGUAAGUAUGAUGAACGGUUGAUGAGGGCGGUGGAGAAUGAAGAUACAGACAAACUUACAGCCACAAUCAAAAAAGGAGCAAGUCCCACCAGACUAGACUCAGAGGGUCAUUCAGCGUUUCAUGUUGCUGCUAGAAAAGGCCUCGUAAAUAGUCUGAAUGUUUUCCUGGAUAAUGGUGUAAAUGUGAAGGCUGUGGAUGCCGCUGGUAAAACAGCUUUGCAUCUGGCUGCAGGAGGUGGUCAUUCCCUGUGUGUGCAGAGGUUACUGCAGUCUAAAUGUCCUGUCGACAGUACUGACCCGCAGGGACGUACACCUUUACAUGAUGCAGCUUCUGUAGGCUGCAAAGCCAUCAUCAAAAUUCUUUGUGACAGUGGAGCUUCUGUCAAUGCUGUUGACGCAGAUUGUGUGUCACCCUUAUUGUUAGCCGCCAGGUUGUGCCAACCUGGAUCGUGCCAGUUGUUAGUACAGUAUGGGGCACGCACUGUUCUACGAGACAAGCAAAACAAGACGGCACUUAUCCUGGCCUGUGAAAACUCCUGUAAGGAAGCCGUAGAGAUUCUCCUGAAGACUAAAGCAGAUGUUUCUGCAGUGGACAUCUAUGGUCACGAUGCUUACCACUAUGCCAACCUAAGUCAGAAACAAGACUUGAUCAAACUGGUUAAACAAGCCUUGGAAUCCACCACUAAAGCAAAAGAUACUGUCACAGUUUCACAGAAGACCCAACAGGUGAAGUUACAUGGCAGCCAUGGUAGCUCUACAGAGGGAAAAGAUGCGAAACAGACUCAUAAUUUGGAGGCCACACAGGUCAGGAACUCACAGUCAGCUCCUGUCCCGGUAAGAUCUGCUUCCAUAUCUGUGGACUUGUUACCCGGGGAGGUGGAGGCCCUUAGAAGAGAACUGAGAGAUUCACGGAGAAGACAGGAAGCAGCAGAGGCGGAGGUUCACAGGCUAGAUGCAGUGCUGGCAAUGCACAGCCAGGAAUAUGAAGGACUGAGGAGGAGCAGUGAGCAAGCCCUGCAUGCGGCUCACAGUAGGGCGUGGGAGCUGGAGGAGGCCCUAGGCGAGGUACAGAGGAGGAUGGCUGGCUCUGAAUCCCGAGUAAGGCAGAUGCAAGCUCAUCUGGUGGCUGUCAGAGAACAUCUUGUGGAAGAACUAAGAGUCCAGCUCCAAGAGGUCAAAGGUCAGCGAGAGGCAGCCGUAGCAGAACUGGGGAGAAUGCAGAAGGAUCUCAACCAGAGCCAGAGAGAAGUGGAGCAGCAGAAGGAGAACCAGAGCUCUUUGUUGCAGGAACUUAGCCGGCUUUCCCAGGAACUACUUAGCAGAGAGGAGCAGAUAAACUCACUGAAGACCGGUUUAGCAGCUAUGGAGACACAGCAUGUCGAGAUGUUGUGUAAAGACACCCAGACCCCACCAGAAUGGCGGCCCACAGAUGUGAAAACCACCAUGACUGAUCUCAUCUCCGAGACACGUGAACCAACCGUAGACUUGGAGAGCUACACCAGCAAGGCUGAGCACACGGCCGUAAUAACCUUGCUGAAACAAGCUGAAGCCAGAGCUCUGGAGAAGUACCAAUGUAAACAGGAAGAGAACAAGAGCUUGCUAAAAGAGCUUCAGGAGCAGAAGGCAGAGCUGGACACCAUCCAGGACGCCCUUCAUGCCAGGUUUGUCCCUGUGGCCUUAUUGGAGGAGAAAGAGAAGGAGGUGGAGCAGCUUAAACUGACCAUUGAAGAGAUGGAGAAGAAACAAAAGCAGGGCAGUGUGAACAUUGCACGGACUGAAGACGAGGAUGCUCAGAGAGAAGAACAAAGACGGGCAGGAACUGUCCAAGUAAUGUCCAAGUAUGUGCAGACGUCUGAAAGAGAGAGCAAAGGCAGCUUAAAUAAGGACAGAGGGAGCACAUCAUCAGUUCAAGUUGCUAAGAAUUCUGAAGUGUUGGUGGAGCAUGAAGAACAGCAGGUCAACACGGCAUCACUCAUUAGCUCCUGUGAGCCCAUGCAGUCAGAAAGCGUUCUCCAGGCUCAGGUCUGCAGACUACAACAGCAGCUGGAGGACUCUGAAAAGCAUUACAAGUGUGUGCUUAACAUGUAUCGGGCACGUUUGCUCAGUGCAGCACAGGGUUACAUGGAUGAAGAUGCCAAAAUGACUCUUCUGCAGAUUGCUAAAAUGAGAGAGGAAUGUGUGUGUUAAGCAGCCAGAUGGACAUACCUGAAUGUGUGCAUAUUUUAACUGAUGUAUAUAAUUUUGUGUCUUUUUUUGGUUUAAUAUCACAUGCAAAUUAACUUUAUAUGAUCUGCAAAUAAAGUAUAUUAAAUAUGACUAAAUACUGUAUACCUCCAAUUGUUCGCCUCCAUUAUUAAUGCACAGUCCCGCCCUAAACGCACCCCAUUGGUUGAUCCUGUGUUGUAAUGUCAGAAUUGGUGGUUGCACUAAAUUUUCUUUAUGAAUCAA
Molecule: messenger RNA, 2624 nt
Organism: Triplophysa dalaica
Lineage: Eukaryota; Metazoa; Chordata; Actinopteri; Cypriniformes; Nemacheilidae
Gene: uacaa
Product: uveal autoantigen with coiled-coil domains and ankyrin repeats a
Exons: 15
Coding region: 129-2363 (744 amino acids)
Molecular function (GO): actin binding
Source: RefSeq, a predicted model, not a curated record